UUGCCUCCCACAGGUGUUCGAAACCACCACAGCAAGCAGAGGCUGCAAAAACAAAAACUCCAAAGACAAACGAGGAAAGAGGAAGAAACAAAAAGCUGCUACUUAUGGAAGAUAUAAAGGAUUCCAAGGUGAAGAGAUUUUGCACCAAAAAUAUCCUGAUCAUCCUUGGCUUCUCCUCUGUCAUGGCUGUGAUAGCUUUGAUUGCUGUGGGGUUGACCCAGAACAAACGCUUGCCAGAAAAUGUUAAGUAUGGGGUUGUGCUGGAUGCGGGGUCUUCUCACACCAAUUUGUACAUCUACAAGUGGCCAGCAGAGAAGGAGAAUGACACCGGGGUGGUGCAGCAGUUAGAAGAAUGUAAAGUGAAAGGUCCUGGAAUCUCAAAAUAUGCUCAGAAAACAAAUGAAAUAGGCACAUACCUGGCUGAAUGCAUGGAACUGUGCAGUAACGUGAUCCCAGCAUCGAAGCUGCAGGAGACACCUGUUUACCUGGGCGCUACAGCAGGCAUGCGCCUCCUUAGGAAGUCCAAGAGUCCAAGAAAAAGUAGGAUUUUCAGAGACUUCUUGCACUGUACUCUCUUUCAGAAACGCAGUUGGCUCAACUUCAUCUCACCUGACAGCUAUAGUCAGGAAACCUUUGGAGCUUUGGACCUCGGAGGAGCCUCUACGCAAAUCACCUUUGUGCCCCUAAAUGCCACGAUAGAGUCCCCAGAAAACUCUCUGCAGUUUCGCCUGUAUGGCAAGGACUACACUGUGUACACACACAGCUUCUUGUGCUAUGGGAAGGAUCAGGCGCUCUGGCAGAAAUUGGCCAAGGACAUUCAGGUUUCAAGUAGCAGAACCCUCAGGGACCCAUGCUUCCAUCCUGGGUAUGAGAAGCUUGUGAAUGUAAGUGAACUUUAUAACACUCCCUGCACCAAGAGAUUCCAGAAGACUCUGCCAUUUGAUCAGUUUCAAAUCCAGGGUACUGGAGACUAUCAAAAAUGCCACCAGAGCAUCCUUGAGCUCUUCAACAAAAGUUACUGCCCUUAUUCCCAGUGUGCCUUCGAUGGGGUCUUCUUGCCACCACUCCAAGGGAGUUUUGGGGCAUUUUCAGCUUUCUAUUUUGUGAUGGAUUUUUUUAAUAUGACAGUAAAUGACAAUGUCUCCUCUCAGAAAGAAAUGAUUGAGAUAAUAAGGAAAUUCUGCUCAAAACCUUGGAAGGAGGUCAGACAAGAUUAUCCUGCAGUAAAGGAGAAGUACCUGAGUGAAUACUGCUUUUCGGGCACCUACAUCCUUUCCCUCCUUUUACAAGGCUAUAAUUUCACAGGCGAUUCCUGGGACCAAAUCCAGUUUAUGGGCAAGAUCCAGGGCAGCAAUGCCGGGUGGACCUUGGGUUACAUGCUGAACUUGACCAACAUGAUCCCAGCCGAGCAGCCGUUUUCUGCACCUCUCCCCAACUCCACCUACGUCUUCCUCAUGGUUCUCUUCUCCCUGAUCUUGGCUGCAGUGGUCAUCACAGGCCUGUUCAUCUGUAACAAGCCUUCAUAUUUCUGGAAAGACAUGGUAUAGCAGGAGCAGCUGAAAUCUGCUGACUGGAGCAAAAACAACUUGCCCAGGGAGCAUGUUCCUCCAUGCAGUGAAGUCCAAGGUCACCCUCCCCUGCUUGCCAGGGCUAGGCUAGACCAGCAUGAAGCUUCCUUGGGACAUACUCACUACCCUCUGCCUCAAGGACUUCCUGAUGGAUUCUCUCAUCUCUCCCAGCUACUCUCUUUCUCUUUUAUACACUGUGCUUGUGUGGGUCUUAAAGACCUGCCACCUUUUGUGAUUUCUGCUUUAUAAAAGAACAAUAUUAACUUUGUCUACAAGAACUGAGAGUCCCAAGUCCCAUGCUGCGAAGUUGAGCUGGCUGAAAGAAGAAACUCAGGAACUGGUUCAGGCAUACCUUUGGGGAAUCCCCCUUUCUCUCCCACUUCCGUUUAUUAAGAAAGCCAUGCAGUGCCUUUGGAGAGAGGAGACAUACCCAUUCCAAGCCUGCCCUUUGGAUAGGAGAAUUUUCUAAAGUAGAUAAAUAUGUGCUAAAGCCAAAGAGUUUUGCAACGGAAUCUGUGUACUCAUGCAGCUGAUACAGUUCUUAUUCCCUGAAAAUAAGGAUGGGGUGAUGCCAGAACAGCACAAAGUAGAACACACAGGUCAGAGAUUUUUGAAAAGCAGAUGCAUACACAAGCAUUCAGAGGAACCUAUACAAUGACGGUGUACAUGUUCAGAAGAAAAACACAGUUGCCACUAAGGAUUAGGAAAAUGCGUCUUUUAGAGUUUUGUUUUUAUUAUGUUAAAAUAUAACAUAAAUUUCACCAUAGUUUUCAUUCAACCUAGUACAACUGAGUGGCAUUUAGUACAUUUACAGCACUGUACAAACAUCACUAUUUUAUAAUGUUUCAGCGCAAAGAAGUUGACAGGGUCGAGAUCAUACCUGGGUAUUCUCAAACCACAAGCCUUUCCAUGAAAGCUAAGUGGACCCUGUACUGCAGAGAUGGUCACUGAAUUUUAGGGCCAUGCCGCCUCUUAUUGUCCCACUGUGUAAUUUAGUGAGGGCGACAUGCUUUUGUGCUAUUACGAUAUUUACACAUCAAGUGUUGCUGCCCACUCUGUUAUGCAAAUAUGAGUCUUAUUUCCUUAUCCCACGGAGUAUUUUGAAGAGUAAUGAGUGAGUGGCUAUGGAGUUUAUCAUGGAACUGUAAAGAGACCCUGUCCUUUUCCUAUGAGCACUGCUGCAAGAACUCCCUGUCGAACAGGACUGAGUGGUGAUGUACUGGAUGCACCUCAUCCCAAGCUAUCUGUCCAUUUCUGGAUUUGGGGAUUGACUGUUGAGCUGAUGGGGAAAGGAAAGUCUCCCACAAACUAGAAGCCAAAUACCCCUGUAUCUCUUGGGUAGUCAAGUCAUUUUUCCCUUUAUAAAAGUCUGCUAUUCACAAUUGAAUGUACUGGCUAUAUUGUAGCUGCUGUUGACUAAGCAUCUGUGGUUAACAUGUUCUGUGUUCCAGGGCCUCCUGUUCAUCCUCUCAUUUCACCCUCCCAAGAAUCUGAAAAAGGUGGAGCUGGACUCAGACUCACAGCUGCCCCAAAUCUGUCUUUUUUUCCCUUUCUAAACACUUCUGUCCAGUACAUUGGAAUUCAAGUUUACAAAUUUCCUUUAGAGAACACAAAUCUUUUCUAUCUUUUUGCCCAGGUCCCACCUCAAAAAUCUUUUAAAUAUCUAGGAGUCAAACUCUACUCAUCAAGAUCUCAGUAUAGACAAUCAGCAGACACAACCUAGCUUCAGUUCUUUUAGAGAGAUGGUUAAUCCAGAGAUAUGCUUUGGGUCCUUCCAGGUAGAGCAGGUCAAAUAAUAUAGGUCACUAUAAACUAAUUUUAAUAUUGGAUUUCCCACUGAUUAUAAUUGAUUACUAUUCAUCUGUAGGCUUUCAUCCAGGACUCAGAAUUUGGUUCUUAUAACCUUGCUUCUUUUUAAGGUGGUGAAUUUUUUUCUAUGAAUCUACAAGGGAAAGAAAUCAGCAGAAAUGGUUGCAUCGAUAUACAAAAGAACAAAACUACAUAGACUUUGUAUGUAUGCACACAUGUUGUAUGUAUGAGAGACAGAAAGUUUCAAAUUAUCCCAAUGAAUUAGUAAGAAACAUAAAAUGUGACAAAUAAAGGUUUCAAAAGUGGA
Molecule: messenger RNA, 3684 nt
Organism: Nannospalax galili (Upper Galilee mountains blind mole rat)
Lineage: Eukaryota; Metazoa; Chordata; Mammalia; Rodentia; Spalacidae
Gene: Entpd1
Product: ectonucleoside triphosphate diphosphohydrolase 1
Exons: 10
Coding region: 105-1547 (480 amino acids)
Biological process (GO): nucleoside diphosphate catabolic process
Cellular component (GO): plasma membrane
Molecular function (GO): UDP phosphatase activity; GDP phosphatase activity
Source: RefSeq, a predicted model, not a curated record